AUGCUGUCCGCAUUCAAGGCGCAGGCCAUCCACGAGCUCAAGCCGCGCGACAAAGCCCGAGUUGAGUCGCUGCUGGCGUACGGCGACCGGCUGCUGGUUGGCCUCAACACUGGUGUCUUGCGAGUGUUUCGCGUCAACGAGAAUACAUCAAACGUAGGAGAGGCGGCAAAUGGAGAGGCAAAUGGAGAUGCUCAGGUCCCGCCGAGCCCGACCAAGAGAAAGCAUGUGGAGCUGUUGAACGAGCAAGAGAAGUUCAGCAAGAAGCCAGUGCAGCAGUUGGCUAUGAUCAAGGAGGCCAAUCUGCUAGUCAGUCUGAGCGAUGCAUACAUCUCGCUGCAUCAUCUGCAAUCAUACGAAUUGGUAGAGCGGCUGGAGCGCACCAAAGGUGCCGCUUGCUUCGCAGUCACCAGCAAUGUAGUGAAGGACCCAGACACGAAUGUGCCCGGCCUCGUGUCAAGAUUGGCUGUGGGUGCGAGACGGAAGGUUCUAUGUUGGACCUGGCAAGACAUGGAACUUCUGCCAGAUGUCCAGGAAAUUAGCCUGGAGGCGAGCAUCAAAAGCCUCAAUUGGGCAGAUGGAUCUCGCCUCGUUGCCGGCAUGGAUCCAGGCUUCUCUGUGAUUGACGUAGCUUCAGAAGAGAUUGUUUCUGUCACGAAACCGGUACCGCAGGCUGCAGCCGACGUUAACGCAGGAGAGCUGGCUGGUGUCCGAUUUGGUGCGGUCAGCAGCAGUGGAAUGGGAUAUAUGGGUAUGGGAAGCUGGGUGCCCAAGCCAAUGGCUACUGCUUUGUCCGGCGGUCAAGUUCUCCUGGCGAAGGAUGUCAAUACUCUCUUCGUGUCCAUUGAUGGUAAACCUCUGGAAAGACGACAGGUACCGUGGGCACUGGCACCGGAGGCAAUUGGCUACAGCUACCCUUAUCUACUGGCGCUGCAACCGCCCGACAAAGGCACGCUACAAAUACGCAACCCAGAGACAUUGACACUGCUGCAAACGAUCAACGUGCCUGGCGCAGCCAUCCUCCACGUUCCCCAACCCUAUAUAAGUCUCGCGCACGCCGGGAAAGGGUUUCUUGUAGCAUCGGACAGAAUGAUAUGGCGUAUGAAUGCAUUGCCGUACCACACGCAACUCACGGAGCUGGUAGAGAAGCAGCGAUUUGACGAGGCGAUCAGUCUUUUGGAACUGCUUGAGGAUACCUUGAUCGAUGACAAGCCUGGCCGAAUCCGCGAAAUCAUGAUAUUGAAAGCCAUUGCUCUGUUUCAGCAACAAAAGUAUCGACCAGCGCUUGAUUUGUUCACAGACGCCAAGACAUCUCCAGAACGAGUCAUAUCUUUAUUCCCAAGAAGCAUUGCUGGUGAACUGUCGAGCUUUCCCGAAGAAUCCAGUGAAGCUGAGCACACCACUGAAAAUUGCGACACCAACGACGACGUAAAAGCAGCUCCUAGUACUCCUUCAAAAGGAAUUCUUGGAAAACUAACAUCAAGCCACAAGAAAGCGGACUCGGACGCUGCCUCGAUCAAGUCACCAGCUCGAAAGGACGCGGAUAAUGCCAGCAUUCGCAUCAGGGCACCAAAGGCUUCUGAUAAGCCGUUAGAAGGAGAAGAUCUCAAAUUUGCCGUUCGUUGCCUGUGCUCGUUCUUGGCUGAGACCAGACAACAGGUUCAGAAGCAUCUUAACCCCGACGGCACACUCAAGGUCGAUCCACCGUCUUUAGACAAAGAGACCGGUCUGCCUGAAUUUCAUAAUCUUCUGCCACAGUCUACUCUAGGAAAACUUGGUCAACCGGUAGAUUGGCAGAAAGAACUUCUUAGGAUCGCACAGCUCGUUGACACGACUCUUUUCCGGUCGUACAUGCUUGCAACGCCGAUGUUGGCCGGUCCGCUCUUUCGGCUCGACAAUUUCUGUAAUCCCGAUGUCGUUCAGUCAGCGCUUUACGAGGGUGAGCGAUACAAUGACUUGAUUGACUUCCUACAUGGAAAGAAAUUGCAUCGCCAGGCCCUGGAAAUGCUUGCCAAGUUCGGCAAAGGCGAAGCUGAUGGCGAAAUUCCCCAAGGCAUGCGCGGUCCAGAACGUACUGUGGGCUAUCUAAAGCAGCUGCCGCCCGAUCUCGUUGGGCUGAUACUGGAGUACGCUGCCUGGCCCGUUCGAGAAAAACCGGAAGUUGGCAUGGAUGUGUUCCUCGCGGACACUGAUAAUGCCGAGAAGCUUCCACGCGAUCAAGUCCUAGAUUUUCUCGGCGAGAUUGACGAAAAGCUGCAGAUUCAGUAUCUUGAACACAUCAUCGACGAAUUAGGUGAUAGCAACGGUGAUUUCCAUCAACAGCUCAUCGACCUGUAUUUGAGCGAGCUCAGGAAAGAGGCUGUCGAUGACGAAUCUCGAUCCCAGCUGAAAGCAAAGCUUGAGGCGUUCUUGGUCAAGAGCAAAGUGUACAAGAAAGAAAAGACCUUUCGCCAACUACCUCCAGAUGAUCCGAUCUUCUUCGAAUCCCGUGCCAUUGUCCUCAGCGCAAUGGGUAACCACAAGCAAGCUCUUUCUAUUUACGUCUUCCAGCUCAAAGACUACGCCAAGGCCGAGGAAUAUUGCAACAAAGUUUAUCUCGAAGAUCAAGCCGAGAAACAGGAAUGCCUUCUUGAGGCAAAUACGACCCACGAGAAGCAUUUCCGUCAAUUAGAACCCGAAGACAGUGCAAGCCGUGCGAACAUCUUCGCAAUUCUUCUAGGCCUCUACCUACGUCCGCCACAUUCAGAAGAGAAACGAUGGCCCCAAGCUCUCGAGCUCCUCGGCAAACACGGCGCCCGUCUCCCGGCCAGCAGCACUCUUGACCUCAUGCCGGACGACCUUGCUGUUCAAGAGCUGCAGGACUACUUUCGAGGUCGCAUUAGGAAUGCUACCUCGAUCCUACGCGAAGACAUGAUCGUUCGUGGACUCGAGGGCGUGAGGAAGGCAAACCGUGAACGAACAUUACUGCUUGGACCAGAUAACAUUAGUGAUGAACGACCGUCGGGAAGGAACAGGCGAGUAAGAAUCGGGGAGCUGGAUCACUGCAAGGUCUGUCACAAACGGUUUCAAGCCGCUGGUGCGAUUCGAGUAUACCCUGACAACGAGGUCAUUCAUUAUGGAUGUAUCGGACGAAGUGGGAGGAAGACGGUGCCAGAUAGCGAUAGCUCGAGAGGUCUCGGCGCACUGAGGAGUUCCAGCGGCUGGGCAUGA
Messenger RNA from Pseudocercospora fijiensis CIRAD86, 3207 nucleotides. RefSeq lists its product as uncharacterized. Gene Ontology annotation, molecular function: protein binding. Gene Ontology annotation, biological process: autophagy; vesicle-mediated transport; endosomal vesicle fusion. NCBI's taxonomy places the organism in Eukaryota, Fungi, Ascomycota, Dothideomycetes, Mycosphaerellales, Mycosphaerellaceae. The record is from RefSeq and is a predicted model, not a curated record. The coding region runs from base 1 to 3207 and encodes 1068 amino acids. The transcript has a single exon. Gene Ontology annotation, cellular component: cytoplasm; fungal-type vacuole membrane.